Xyrichtys novacula (pearly razorfish) is the source of this 378-nucleotide messenger RNA. Lineage: Eukaryota; Metazoa; Chordata; Actinopteri; Labriformes; Labridae. The record is from the annotation of a GenBank genome assembly.
AUGCCUAAAAAGAGGUCCAAGAGUUCGGAAAACCGGACUUUGCGUGCGCUGAUCGACGAGCAGCUGCAAACGGCAGCGGAGCGGAUCUUCCUAAUGCUGAAGGAACGGAGGGACGCGGAAACCGAGCGGCUGCAGGAGCGACUGACCGAACUCAUCACCGCCGCCGUGGAGCGCAUCCUGAUUGGCUACAGAGCCAGCAGAGCGGCCGGAGGAGAAACCGAGGUGCCUGGUGAGAGUUCAGAUACAGGUUUUAUUGAGUCCAGGUCGAGAUUAGACUGGAUUCAGAAUCGAACCGAGUUCUGGUGGAGCUCAGAUCAAGUUCUGAUAAAGUCAAAGACUCCAGAAUCAGAGUCCAGAAAGAGGUCAGACAGGGUCUAG